GAGAUGACGUACGAGCUCAUCGGGAACGGAACUGCAUUGCCCGUCGUGCAGCGGGCGUUUGUCGCUCCUUGUGCUUCGGACUACGAUUCCUAUAAGGCCUUGCGGGGAGGAAGGAAGACGUUAGCCUGGAGGACUCCCAUGGCGGGAAAUCAUGGCAACGCUUGUUGUAGCAGAGCAGGACAUGGAGAGAUUCGUCAAGGGGCUCUUCCAGGGAAGUCCUGAUCUCAGCACCCUUACUCAUGCCAUCGUGAGGAAAAAAUAUCUCACCCACAUUGGGAAGGAAGCUUUGACGAAAGAGGAGAAAGAUCACCUCAAACGGCUGAUAGAGAAAGAACUGCUGCAGAUUCAGAUUGAAGAUUCUGGCGAUGAACAGUUACUGAUUAAAUUUAAGCCUUCAGCCAAAGCUGGGGGCCAAAAGAGAGCCCUUUGUGCCUCUGAUAGCUCUGGAGAGGAGGUAAAAAGCCAACAUGAGCAGAAGAAGCAGCGAACUAUGAAGGAGCUGGAACUCAGUUCCGAUGAAGAGGAUUCUGGGAUUGAUUCUAAGAAGGCCCAAGUCUGUCGUGGCCCAAAGCAUGCUGGAAAAUCCUCAAGCUCCUCUGACCAUGGAGACUCAAGAACAUCUGAGAGCGAGGAGGAGAGAGUGAAGGAUAACGCUAUACCAACCUCCCAGAGGACCAGCAGGGCACAGCGAGGCAGAGGAAAGGGGAAAAGGUCAUUGAGUGAGGGAGAGGAGAGCGAAGGAGGGCAGGGGAGUGAAGUUGAAGAAGAGAUCAGCAAACGCAGGAAGGCAACAAAGUACCAGAUGGAAACGCUGGAGAGUAAUUCUGAGAAUGAUCUUAAAAAAAUCAAGCUCCAGAGGAAGAAAGGGAUGGGCAGAGACGAGAAAGGUCCUAACAGGGUGGGGAAGGGGGAGUGCAGAAAAGAAGAUAAGCAAAGGGGGAAAAGAGAGUCAGAAGGCGAAAGUGAUCUGUCUGAGACAUGUGGAAAGAAGAGAACAGAUUGGAGUGAUAGUGCAAAGGACAGGGCAGGAGGUGGUGGCUGGAAGUCCCAGAUCCCAAGAGGUCAUAAGGCUCGAGAGCAGAGCCAGAGUGAGGAGGAAUCCGACUGUGCUUCAAGGGAGAAGCAGAAGACGCAGAGAAAGGUGACUGGUGAUAAACACCAAAAGAAAAAUGUGAGUGUGGAAGAGUCGGAGAGUGAUUCAGAUGACACCGAGGGCAAAGGUCAGAUGAAGAAAGAUGUGCACAAGUCCAAAUCCCAGAGGGCAGGUGCAGAGAAAUGGAAGACAGACAGUGAUUCGGGAGAAAGAGAGGUGCUUAAAAAGAAGGUAAGAAAUCAAGGGAUGGAAAAGGCACAGGGGAGGGGGAUGAGGAGGAAGGAGCUGGAGGGAAAUCAGAAACAGAGGAGUCCAAUAAAACAGCAAGGAGGACACAAGCCCAAGAGAAGGGUGAGCAGAAAAGAAUUGGGAAGCGAGACAGAAGAAAAGGGCUCAGAACAAAAAAAGACAGGGAGCUCCAGUGGUAGUGAAAACGAGUCCCAGAGUGAGGCAGAGCAGAGGGGGAAAGGCAGAAAGCAGUCUGAGAAGAUAGCUGUUAGCAGAGAUGACUCAGAAAGUAGCUCUGAAGAAACUGCAGGUGUGACUCAGAGACAAAAGAGGAUGUCAGAAGAGAGAAAAGUGAACAAGGAGGUGUCUGGGGGUGAAUCUAGUGAGGAAGAAGAAGAAGAACCAAAAAAGAAAGGAGCAGAGAAGUCCCAGCGAGAAAGUGUCAGUGAAGCAAAAUCUGAGAGUGAUUCUGAAGACUCCAGCAGCGAAUCUACAGGAAAGGUGAAAAACAGAAGCUGGCAGGAGCAAAGAACACAGAAGCCCAAAGGCAGAAGUAACAGCAAGGAAGAAAUGAGUGAAUCAGAAAAGGAGGCAGAGCACAGUCACUCAGGAGAUAAAGACAGUCCUAGAUCUUCCAAGAAGCAGCAUCAUGGGAAGGACAAAGAGCAUCAUUCCACAAAGGGCGAGGAUCACCCCUCUGUCCAGCGUCUGAAGCGCUACAUCCGGGAGUGCGGCGUGCGCAAGAACUACAAGAAGCUGCUGAUGGGAUGCCGUUCCCGCAAGGCUCAGGUGGAGGUCCUGAGGCAGGAGCUGGAAAACCUGGGGCUGAAGGGGACACCCACUCUAGCCAAAUGCAAGGCCCUGAAGAAAAAGCUGGAAGAAGCAGCUGAGGUGGCUUCCCUUGAUCUCAGCAACAUUAUUACUACAGAAGGCCGCCCAAGGCGUCGUAAUGUCUGGAGUCUCUACAGCAAGCCAGAGGAGCCACCCGGAUCUCCAGAUGAGUCACCCAUCCGCCGUCCUGCAACAGACUGGUCCCGCCUUCAAGGGGUCAUCAACUCCGACGAUGAAAGCGAUUGACUGUGAGGUGGACAAGAGGGCAUCCAAGCAGUGAUGGGUCACGACCCUAGCUUUGAGGAGAAGGGAGGAUUAAAGUAAGGAUUGUCAUCUUCUGACCAGGAAGACAGUUCUUCUGGGUGUUCUUAAUCCACGUCUUUGGAUCCGUUAGGUGGAAAGCUACCACCUUCUGCUCAUUUCCUGUACCCAGGAGACAAAAGCACACAUGAUCUACUUUGAGCACAGAGAUCUUUCUCCUUCUGAAAAUACACCUGAUGUCAGAGGAAAUGGGUAGGGAGGGGACCAAGAUAUCCUAAGUACAAAAUGCCUAAAUCUGUGCCUGGAUUGAAACUUUAGUCAGGCAGUAGACAUCCAUUCUCGUGGGAAAUCCCAGAGGAGGCAGCAGCAUAUACGCGUGCGUAAGUUCUUUAAAUAUUUACAUUGUUUGUCUUUGUCUUCUGCAGUAUUCCUAAACAAGGCACAAAUAAGCAUGAGUGGGGAAGGGGGGGUUAUUUUCAUUUCAGACAUAAACCUAGACUGUGAUGCAGCACAUGAAAAUGGCUGGGCUUGCCCAUGCCCUCCUUUCUCUUCUCUUUAUCUAGCAAACUUGGGAUCAAGUGCACUUAGCAUAAAACCAUAGUUUGCAUUUGCAUCUGACAUGCCAAAGUUUACAGCUUGUCGUUCAGUCUAGGAUUGCAAGCCACAGGUUGAAGCUGGUUUACAGUCUCAGACGAGGGGGAAGCACAAACCGUAACUUGGCCAACUUGGGCUUAAAACACAAGAUGUGGUUUGUAUAAGAGUAGAAGGAGCUAACUGGUUGAUCUUGUUCACUUAGCAACAAUGGCUUGGUGUUGCUCUGGAGCAACCCAUACUCUGGGACAAGGCCAGCUCCUUUCUGUGUCCUGAAGGUCCCUCCCUCUCCCAGUUUAUUUUGGUCAUCUGUAAAGAAUCUAAUUCUAAAAUGGACCCUGUUCAUAUGGAAGAUGGCACCUUUAUAAAGGGGUACAUAUUGUGUUUAUGUUUUGUACAUUUUUAUGACUAAAUUUUUUUUAUAUUUGUUAAAUAAAGUAUUCUGUUGUGUUC
Molecule: messenger RNA, 3457 nt
Organism: Heteronotia binoei (common prickly gecko)
Lineage: Eukaryota; Metazoa; Chordata; Lepidosauria; Squamata; Gekkonidae
Gene: HIRIP3
Product: HIRA interacting protein 3
Exons: 7
Coding region: 152-2398 (748 amino acids)
Cellular component (GO): nucleus
Source: RefSeq, a predicted model, not a curated record